AUGGUGUAUGAAGAAUUUUAUUUCGACAAAAGAUUGCAACAGAUCGAGCUGACUUACAUGCUUCCAAAGAAAGUUUUGGCACACUUACCUCAAGAUACUCCGUCUGUCGUAGUUGGAAACAGUCGCCAAUUUCAUUGGUAUUUAGAUCAGUGUUUGGAAGCAUCUAUUCGGUUAUGUGUGACCAUAAAAGACAGAAAGAAGGCCGACGAGAAAGAAAGAAAAAUAAGGGCCAAAAUUGAGGAAGAUGCAGGAAGUCACGAUGAAGAAGACUUGGAUGAAGAAGGAGAUAUAUUUGAUUGCUGCGAUGACUCCGAUGGGGCAUCAGAGGGUGAUGAUGAUUAUUCAGCAUAUGGAAAGUCCAAAACCGUUGUAGAAGACGAUAACCAGAGUCAAGCGACCACUAUUAAAGGAGCACCGAGUAAGACAAAUAAACCGGAUGAGUAUCAGGUACUUGAAAUGUCUGCCUUGAAUGUUGCUGUUGGUCAACGAUAUUGUUGGGUUAAGCAUUGUUCGUGGAAGCUUAGAGCUUCACCAGUUGGAAACAGCUUACAAUUUAACGUUCGGAUAUAUGAUGGAAAUCACACUUGUUCUGUGACAGAGCGUUCUGGCCGUACUCGGCAAGCGACCCAUCAGAUUCUAGGUGUACUUUACAAAGAUUUUGUUGGCGGUGUUGGUCCAAGCGUAUUACCUAAUCAUGUUGCCGAUGCAUUUCAGAAACGAUUUCGCAUUAAGGUUGAAUAUUGGAAGGCUCAUCGUGCUUUGAGACAUGCACGAGAUUUACUAAGGGGAACACCAGAAAGUGGUUACAAAGAGCUCCCCACAUAUCUCUAUCAAAUACGUCGAGCUAAUCCUGGUAGUUAUACACGCCUCCAUGUUGACGAGAGCAACAGGUUUAAGUACAUGUUUAUAGCUUUUGGUGCAAGUAUUACUGGGUUUCAGUACAUGAGGAAAGUCAUAGUAGUUGAUGAUGAUAGGGGACUCGCCAUCAUCUCAGAUAGACACAGAGCCAUUGGAAACGCCAUUGGGAAGAUUUAUCCUCAACCAACUCGGGGAAUUUGCACUUACGAUUUGUAUAAGAAUAUAUUACAACGGUUUAGAGGUGGUGAAUCAUUCAAGCUUGUUAAAAAAGCUGCAAAUGCUUAUCGAAUACACGAAUUUAAUGGUAUUUUCGAAGAAAUUCGACAGGUGAAUCCAGCUUUUCACGCUUACUUGCAAAAGGCUGAUGUGCGGUUGUGGACGCGUGUUCAUUUUCAUGGGGAUAGGUACAAUUUCACCACGACAAAUAUAGCAGAUUCAAUCAACAAAGUCCUUUCAGAGGCUAGAACCUUGCCAAUUAUGCAACUUAUAGACGCUAUAAGGUCAAUGUUGACAAGAUGGUUUGCUAAGCGGCGUGAAGAUGCAAGACUAAUGAAAACCGUCUUAACAUGCGGCAUUGAGAAGUUGCUCGAGGGUCGCAUGGAAAGGUGUAAAGAUCUACCAGUCCAGCAGAUUGAUGCACAUCAAUUUGAAAUCGGUGUUGGAGCAUAUGUCAAUGUUGUCAAUUUAACAAUGAAGAAAUGUACAUGUCGCAUGUUUGACUUGGACAAGAUACCUUGUGUACAUGCUCUUGCGGCUGCGGAUGCAAAAAAGGUUUCACCAAUAAGGCUAUGUCAUCAAUACUAUCACACAACCUAUCUUGGUAACGCUUAUGCUGCAUCCAUUGCCCCAAGGGAUAGACAAUCACCAAUUCCCGCAGAGGUAGAAGCAAAGAUAUGCGUUCCUCCGUUGGUACGCCAACCUCCAGGAAGGCCAAAGAAGUGUAGGUAUAAAUCAGCCAUUGAAGUUGCGUGUGCGAAGAAAGUUCCAAGAAAACUUCCAACUUGCUCCAAAUGUGGUCAAACAGGUCAUAAUGUUAGGACUUGCUCUUUCUUGUUUGUCUCUUGGUUAACUUGGUAG
Messenger RNA from Eutrema salsugineum, 1935 nucleotides. RefSeq lists its product as uncharacterized. The record is from RefSeq and is a predicted model, not a curated record. Gene Ontology annotation, molecular function: zinc ion binding; nucleic acid binding. NCBI's taxonomy places the organism in Eukaryota, Viridiplantae, Streptophyta, Magnoliopsida, Brassicales, Brassicaceae. The transcript has 5 exons. Bases 1 to 1935 code for a protein of 644 amino acids.